AAAUAUUUACUCUGAUAAAGACCAGUUAAUUAGAAAACAAAAAAUGGCACAAGUUGAUUUAUUUACUUGAAAUUUAGGUUAACCGUCGUGCUGCGUUGAAGACUGAAGACAACGUACGUAGCGGAGUUGAAGAUCUCGACGCUGUCUCGCGACAAACUACAAAAUAUCUUGGCUUGUCCCGCGCUUGUCUGCAGCUCCGGGUCGGUGUUGGUCGGUGAAUGCAUGGUUUCCACCGAGAUAGCCCGACUUGUAGCCGCAAAACGGGUAAUAUUGUCUGUCGAAAAGGCUUUUUAGUCCGUAUGUUUUAGAGCUUAUAUUUUGAAGAAGCACAACCAUGGGCGUGGAGGUCGAGACAAUAUCCCCCGGUGACGGAAGAACAUUUCCAAAGAAGAACCAGACGUGUGUUGUUCAUUACAUAGGUAUGCUGCAGAAUGGGAAGAAGUUCGACUCCUCCCGAGACAGGAACAAGCCAUUUAAGUUCAAGAUUGGACGGGGUGAGGUCAUCAAGGGCUGGGAGGAAGGUGUAGCACAGAUGAGCCUGGGUCAGAGGGCAAAGAUCACCUGCACGCCAGAGCUGGCCUACGGAGCGGUAGGCCACCCCGGAGUCAUCCCCCCGCACGCCACGCUCGUAUUCGAUGUGGAACUGCUGAAGCUGGAGUGAUGCUCGAGCUUAAAUCAGAAGGUUGAAGCUGAAUGAGGCUGCGUUCGCCACAACCUGUUUCCACAGGGAGACCAUAUUCGGCUGCCGCCUCCCGUCACUCUUCUAUGAUUUUUACGGUCUUUAGUUCAGUAUUUAAACGUAUCUAAUGCUGCUUCGUUGCCAUCUUGUCAUCAUAGAUACUGCGAGGAAUCUUGCAAGACUUUUUCAAACAUACACACGUCGCAUUUUUGUUUCUGUUAGUCGGAGAUGCUAUUUUGUUUAAUUGCAUUUUAAAGUUGUAAAUUUCGUUGAACCACGAGAAAAUCCGGGUGAAAAGCCGUUACUACAUUGCAAUCAAAACAUAUACUGCCUUACAGUUUCAACAACAGAGGAAGGGUACAUACGUCGAAAAGUACAAAACUUCAGCUCUGUGUCAUAACUGGGCAUUAUAUACCACUGUCUGCAUUGCCACUUUGAUAAAGGGUCGUCCUGCUGAAUGCUCUGAAUGAUGUUGCUAUGUUUAGUAUGUUUUAUAUCCCUCAUAAACAUUUACUGCAAGUGUACCCUAUCCAGUCUAACCCGAUCCAAUACUGUACAGAACUCUGUGAGAGCCAUUGCUACUACGACAGUUUAUCGACCAACUCUUGAAUAAAAAUGGCAUGUACUGUGUUGAGAA
This is a messenger RNA of Plectropomus leopardus (leopard coralgrouper), 1316 nucleotides long. It is a transcript of the gene fkbp1b, whose product is annotated as FKBP prolyl isomerase 1B. Gene Ontology annotation, biological process: protein peptidyl-prolyl isomerization. Lineage: Eukaryota; Metazoa; Chordata; Actinopteri; Perciformes; Serranidae. Gene Ontology annotation, molecular function: peptidyl-prolyl cis-trans isomerase activity. Gene Ontology annotation, cellular component: cytoplasm; sarcoplasmic reticulum membrane. The record is from RefSeq and is a predicted model, not a curated record.